Molecule: messenger RNA, 699 nt
Organism: Puma concolor (puma)
Lineage: Eukaryota; Metazoa; Chordata; Mammalia; Carnivora; Felidae
Source: RefSeq, a predicted model, not a curated record
AUGGCGCAGUGCUCCGGCAAGAUCACCUUCUAUGAAGGCAAGCACUUCACGGGACGGAAACUCGAGGUCUAUGGGGACUGUGACAACUUCCAGGACCGAGGCUUUAUGAACCGGGUGAACUCCAUCCGCGUGGAGAGCGGAGCCUGGGUCUGCUACGAUCACCCCGACUUCCGGGGCCAACAGUUCAUCCUGGAGCACGGCAACUACCCUGACUUCCUCUGCUGGAACGGCCACAACGACCACAUGGGGUCCUGCCGCCCCGUGGGGAUGCAUGGGGAGAAUUUCCGCAUGGAGAUCUUCGAGGGGUGCAACUUCACCGGCCAGUGCCUGGAGUUUCAGGACGACUGUCCCUUCCUGCAGAGCCGGGGCUGGGCCAAGAACUGUGUCAACGCCGUCAAGGUGUAUGGGGACGGCGCUCAAGCAGCGGGGAGGCUUCCUCCGUGGCUCCAGAAGGCCGUGGUGAGGAGACAUGGGGCCCCAGAGGGGACCCCUGAGCUGGAGCUCUCCUACCGAGCGGGCAGACCCCUGCCACACAGCCCCUCCGGGGAGCUGGACGUCAUGGCGGCUCACUUCCAGUGGACAGGUUGUGGCCACGGGGGUUCUGCCCAGGGCGUGUCUGCCCUGCUCCUGGAGAGUGGUCAGGACCCCCGUGCUGGCCUGGCUUCUGCCAGCCCCCCGUAUAGUCAGCUCCUCCUGUGA